GGUCGGAGGGACGGUCGGAGCGCGAUCCUGGACAAUUCGGUGGUUCCUUCUUGACGUGGUUUGCCGUUCGGGACCUGCAGCGAACUUGAACCGCUGCUCUCUCCGCUGGCUGUGUGAGCCCAGUUUAGUUGCAAACUUAGCCAACGCCACCGACUCGCGCGCGUUCGACAGGUAUUUUCGAGGAGACCCCUAGCCAGUGAAGUGAGUGUGUGCAUUUUUUAAAUUUUGGCCGCACGGUGUGUGCCAUUCAGUGUUGUGUCCCCUCUUGCUGAAGAAAUCCUUCGCGUGAAGCCGACGGAGCGUGAUAUUUUGGUGGGCCCUCGGUGGGCACGGAGUGGGGCGCGGGAUAUGCUGCUAGAUCUCCAUGAUCUCUGUGCGGGCUGAGUGAGGGAGGGAUAGUAGUGAAGGAGGGGUCCUGGGAGACAGUGCCGAGCUGAAAUCAACAACAAUAAAGGAAAACUAGUGCAACAAUAAGACAGCUUAAAAGCGGGGGCUUACGGCUCGUUUUCCUUUGGGUGGGAGUGUGGGACGUGAAUCAGAGUCGUGAGAAGAAUUACGCCAUACAUCGAAAUCCGGACGAAAUGUAGAACCCGUUCGCCUCUUUCGAUCGCCAACCGUCUGAUAUGCACCACCGGCCAAAGGUGCACAUCCGAGACGAACCACGAUCUGCUAAUGCCGGACCACCGCGCUCUCGUAUGGAUUCAUCGUCCGCAUCGUACAGCAGCAAACGUCACAAAUCGUCAACAGCCAGCGGUUCCUCCACUACCCGUAAUCCGUCCGCGGUUAUGCGAGGAGACUCCACUGUAGUCUCCGUAUCCACAGUCAGCAGCAGUACCGGCCGAAGUACCGACCUCGACGCUCGUCUGUCAGGAAGCAGUCAAAGUCACAGUCGCAAGCUAAGUCCCGGAAGUGAGAGCGCUGUCAGUUCGUCGACGACCAGCUUUCGGGGGGUAGGUCUUGGAAGCGGGGCAUCGUCAUACUCCGGAGGCUUAGCAGCGGACGCUGUCAGCUUGGACCGGGCAGCAGCUCUCUUGCGACAUCGAACGGGCUCUUCUGGGACGUCUACCGAUGGUUGUUCGGUGGGUGCGCUGUCUUCGGGUUUGAAAGAUUCUAGCAAGUGUCCAACACCAGGUUGCGUAGGACUUGGCCACGUUACCGGGCUAUACUCUCAUCACAGGAGCCUCUCUGGAUGCCCGAGGAGAGACAAGGUUUCCUCUGAAUUACUCGCCCUCCACGAGACUAUCCUCAAAUGCCCGACACCCGGUUGUAACGGACGAGGCCACGUCAGCGCUGGUCGCAACUCACACCGAAGUUUGUCCGGCUGUCCGAAGGCUGCCGCCAGCAAGGCAGCUGCCCGCGAAGUAAAAUAUCAGAAUGGAUUACUCUUCCGUCAGAAACUACACUCAGCAGUGUUGAACUACCAGCAUUUGAACGAAUACAGAUCACCUUUGCUAGGUCAAAUUCCACAGCAAAACCGCAGUCACUCACCGGGGGUGGAUAAUCGAGGAGCCCCUGUUGAAGAACCCCAGAAUCUUAAAACUACUGAAAGGAGAGAAUUCGACAGUCAGCCGUCACUAGCGACCGAAGAUAAAACGGUGAUCAAAACCGAGAAACCGGACUUUGAUAGCGAGUCGGUAACUGGAAACAGAGAUAGCACCAUGCUAGACAGUAGCAGCAGCUAUGGUCGCGAUGUCGACUAUCGUUACGGUCACCAUCAACAGCAACAAUCGCAGCCCCAACAGCAGCAUCAGCAGUAUACGAACUCCCACAUGAGUAACUCCGCCUUGGGUUACGACUUCGGGGGGUACCCAAACCGAUCGUACGACCAGGGGGCAUUCGAUCGUUUCGACCCGGCAUACGCUUCCGCUUCCAGGUAUGGUCCAUACGGAGCAGUACAGCCUCUCAUGGACGACUACAGCUCCUCGGCAGCGAUGGGGUUUCAACAGCUGCCGCAGGGCCAAGCUACGAGUCUUGGUCUUGCAGAGGCAGCAUCAGCAGCAGCACCACCACCACCGGUGCUCAAGGUGGAGAUGGACGACAACAGCAGUUCAACUGGUCCGAUUUGUCCCCGGCCGGUGUAUCAACAGUACGAACCGUCGAACCCCAGCAACCCUGCCAAUACUGGUGGGACGGUAGCACAGUCGACAACUCCAACUCAACCACCGUCCACCGGGAGGAUGGGCUUUUCGGCGAUCAAUUUGAGUGUCAAAACGAGUCCGGAUACGAUUACGGAGGGUGUUACCGCUAAUCAGGCCAGUAGAUCACCAGUGCCCGGUGAACGGGCUCCGGUGAUGGAUUUAUCGACCGCAAAUAUUUCCUCCAGUGGUCGUCAGAGUCCGAGAACUUCGGAGAAUCAAAUCGUCAGUGGGAGUCAAAUUUCCAGCCCGCAGACGUUGGAUUUGAGCGUGAAUCGACUAUCGAAUAGCACUUCGAGUCCUCAGAGCAAUCAGCGAGCCUCUUCGGGAUCACCCGUUCCACGGUCUCCGCAGGCCGAACCGGUAGAUUUCAGUGGCCCAUCGAGACCCGGACUGGGCUUUGGGUUUAUGGCUCCGCCACCUACGAUGGGUUACAGUCGGGAAUCCACUCCGGACAGUGCGUCAUCGCACUAUAUUUCCUCCGACGGCUAUCGGGAUCAUAGCGGUUACAGCCCUCAUCCGAGCUACGGUAUGGCAAUGGAAUAUGCCACCGCCGGUUCGAGUUACCCUGGAUACGGCCCACCGGGAGCAUACCAGGCUUGCAGUCCGUACGGAGCGCCUCCUCCCCAUCCCCUGUACUCCACCGGGGCGUACUCCGGAGGACACUACUCGAUGCCACCACCGAGCCACAUUCCCUCCCAGGAUCGGCUGCUGAAGGAUGGAUUGACAGGCCUCUGCAGAUCGUAUCAUCAUGGGAACUCCCAGGAGCUGAAGUGUCCCACGCCGGGAUGCGAUGGUUCUGGCCAUGCCACGGGCAACUAUUCCUCCCACCGGAGUUUGUCUGGGUGCCCGCGGGCUACGAGACCGAAGAACAAACCCAGGGAUGGAUGCGAGGCGGAACCGCUGAGGUGCCCGAUUCCGGGAUGUGAUGGUUCUGGUCACUCUACCGGCAAAUUUCUCUCCCACCGUAGCGCAUCCGGCUGUCCAAUCGCAAGCAAGACCCGCAUGAGGAUCAUCGAUUCCGGUGGAGGUGAUACUCUUGGUGCACUGAAAUUCAGCAGUGCUUCUGAAUGCUCGACUCCCGACUGCGAAGCUUCCACGGUUUCUAAGAAAAUGAAAUAUUCUGACGAGGAGUCCGAUAAGUUGAUGAAAAAUUACAAUGGGAUCAACGAUUUGGUUUCCUCGAAUGACAUCCGAGACAGCGAUGCGUCCAACGGAUCCCAUAUGGAUACCCACCAGUCGGAUCAUUCCAGCAAUAGCUACGCAUUCCCAAGCAAUCCCUCCGGUUCAAGUAAUAGUAGCCAACCACCGCAUCAACAGCAGCAGCAGCACCCUCAAGCGGCGGAUGGCACCGGUGAGGACCUGCUUUCCCUGGAGGCCGAAAUUACCGAACUGCAGCGGGAGAACGCACGUGUCGAGUCGCAGAUGCUGCGACUCAAGACCGACAUCAACGCCAUCGAGACGCAGCUAGGUCACGCCGAUCGGAAAGCUGAAACUGCUCCAACUCAUGACGGCUACUAUGAAGGCUUACGAAGCAACGUGAUCUCGCUACUGAAACCACCUUCCUCGGAACCAGCUGGCAGCGUCUCCGGCAACGAGCCGAGGGAUCCACCAGCCAACGCAAUCGCGAGAAGAGAAACCGACAGCAAUAUGGUGGGCGAAAAGUUGCCCACUCAAAACACCAACCACAACAAUAAUAACAACAACAACAACAACAACAACAACGAGAUUUGCAGGAAUCUGAACGGAAACAGCAACUCAGCACCAACGUCAACGCCCAACAACGGGGAGCCCCAUUUCGAUCAAUAUCUCUCCAAGCUGCAAUCGUUCUGCAACGAUGCCCCGAUGGCAAGGAGUGCCAAAGAUGGCCACGGCAUGGCUCACCAACAGUACUACCAGCACCCAGUUAACCAGGGUUACCAUCACGAGGGGCAACAGUUCGGCCAGCUCGGCCAGGAGGACGCCGAACGGUCACGGUACUACGAAUCGCUGAGGCUGGGCUCGGUAACGGAUUAUGGGCCGGCCAUUGCGGCCACGUCCAUCUGAGUGAAAUUGGUGUCCUAUUUGUGUAUACUAGUAUUUAGCGUUAAGGUCAUCGAUGUAUAACGAGCCGAAAGCAAGAGAUAACGAGUACGAUUUUUAACUUUUAUAUAUUUCCCCUAUUGUUUCCGAAGGUGUAUACCAUUACUACAAUCCUCUACAUAUCAGUAGAUUUUAGUAUGUUAUGGGCUCAGCACAGAAUCAGUUUACCAGAAUGAAAUCUCUUGGUUGUAUUUAAAAGACAAAACUAAAUGAUUGAUAUUGUCAUGACAUUAUUAUUUAAGGUUUCGUCGAAUGCUACAAUAAAAUCU
Molecule: messenger RNA, 4486 nt
Organism: Toxorhynchites rutilus septentrionalis
Lineage: Eukaryota; Metazoa; Arthropoda; Insecta; Diptera; Culicidae
Exons: 14
Coding region: 624-4181 (1185 amino acids)
Biological process (GO): regulation of transcription by RNA polymerase II
Cellular component (GO): nucleus
Molecular function (GO): RNA polymerase II cis-regulatory region sequence-specific DNA binding; DNA-binding transcription factor activity, RNA polymerase II-specific; zinc ion binding
Source: RefSeq, a predicted model, not a curated record